AUGGCAUCACAGGAGAAUGAAGAGUUCCUGAUCCGUCGUAUGCAGAGCUCAGAUAUCCCCAUUUUGGGUGUUUUAGCUGCUACAGCAUACUCUGAUUCGCCUCUGAAUGCCUUCCUCUGUCCGCAUCGCCACGAAUACCCUGAGCACGUCAUCCGUCGCUUCGUCCAGAUGAUCCAAGGUCGCUACCUGAACCCUCGAAGCAUUGGCUUUGUAGCCGUGCAUCAUGCCACUCCAUCUACCCCCGUAGCCUAUGCGCAGUUCAUCCGACUCGGCAAUGACCAGGCUGCAUUGCAAUUGCUCUCCAAUCAGCGCUCUCUUUGGCGCUUACUAAAAACAUGGUGGUUCAAGAUUCGAACGUCCGUUGUGAAUCUCGUUUGGCCUGACCGGUCUGUCAAUCCUGACGCGUUGAAUGAGUAUUUCGAAUCCUGUAAGCAUGAUGAGCAGUGUUACUGGGAGUCUCCGGAGAUGAAGAUUAAAUAUUUGAAUCGUUGGCAUGCACAAAGCGUGGUGGUGUCUUCGUCUUGUCAGCGACAAGGAAUUGGGCGGCGACUGAUGGAAGAGGUACUGCAAAGAGCGCAGAGUGAAGGAGUGAUAGUGGGAUUAGAAGCAAGCCCAGAUGGAGAGAAGCUCUACCAGAAGCUGGGAUUUGAGCUACGGGGUCCAUUCUCCAUGAACAUUGGUCUACCAGCGGGAGGGAUCAUGAUGUGGAAACCGAAAAGGUCUUGA
This is a messenger RNA of Penicillium longicatenatum, 726 nucleotides long. Its product is annotated as GNAT family N-acetyltransferase. Gene Ontology annotation, molecular function: acyltransferase activity, transferring groups other than amino-acyl groups. The coding region runs from base 1 to 726 and encodes 241 amino acids. The record is from RefSeq and is a predicted model, not a curated record. The transcript has a single exon. Lineage: Eukaryota; Fungi; Ascomycota; Eurotiomycetes; Eurotiales; Aspergillaceae.